AUAAGAACUACAUAAUAACUAUAAAGAAUUGGUCCCUAUGAAUGGUCAUAUGACUCCAAAAUGGUGGUGCAUCGAAACACAAUGCUUUGGCUCGCUGCUUUGGUAAUUUUUGGUUCCUGUGCAGCACAGACGCCUGUUGUGAUAUGGCAUGGAAUGGGGGACAGUUGCUGUAACCCACUGAGUAUGGGCAGCAUAAAGUCACUGAUUGAGAACAACAUCAAUGGCGUGUAUGUCAAGUCCCUGGAAAUAGGCAGCAAUGUUGCAGAGGACACGGAGAAUGGGUUCUUAAUGAAUGUCAACAAGCAGAUUGCCAUGGUCUGCCAGCAGUUGGCUGCGGACAAGAAGCUGGCUAAUGGCUACAAUGCUAUUGGAUUCUCCCAGGGAGGACAGUUCUUGAGGGCCAUCGCACAGAAAUGUCCGACUCCUCCCAUGCUCAACCUCGUCUCGGUUGGAGGACAACACCAAGGUGUGUAUGGCUUCCCCAAGUGCCCAGGGAACAACGCCACCAUCUGUAACCUGGUCCGGAAGAUGCUCAACUUAGGAGCCUAUGUUUCAUUUGUGCAGGACAAUCUGGUACAAGCAGAGUACUGGCACGACCCACUCAAUGAGGAGGAGUACCGAGCCAAGAGCGUCUUCCUCGCCGACAUCAACCAGGAGCGACCAACCAAGAACAUGACGUACAAGGAGAACCUGCUGAAGCUGAAGAACAUGGUGCUGGUGAUGUUCCUGCAGGACACCAUGGUGCAGCCCAAGGAGAGCGAGUGGUUUGGGUUCUACGCCCGCGGGCAGACUACCCAGCUGUACAACAUGACACAGAGCGACCUCUACAAAAAUGACUACCUUGGACUGAAGACGCUGUACGAGAGUGGACGCAUCACCUUCCUGUCAUCGGAUUCAGACCAUCUUCAUUUCACCGACACCUGGUUUAUCAACAGCAUCCUCGAGAAAUUCCUCGUCUAAGCUUCCCCUCUACUCAUGUUGCUGAUACUCUAAACACUGAUUUUGGUUAAACUGAGACCCCCAUAAAACUCAUUAAUGACACAGUACAAUGUCUGACAGUGAGUACGUUCUCGGUCUCAUCUUGCCACAGAUGAUUACAAUACUGACGUCAGCUGUGAUUAUGUUAAUUAUGAAGAAGGGAACGAGGAUUUAGAAGGAAAAAUACUUGGUCAAAAUAAGGUUUAUCAAUGGUACGAAAAUAAUAUGUUGGAAACAUAUUUCCUUUAAGAAUAAUUUACAACCAACCUUUUCUAAAUUUUGCAAUUCAUCUUUGAAAAUUAUGUUACUGUACAUUUAUUUAACAGCAUUCCAGUAUUACCUUAGCCAUGAAUGUUUACUGUACAGUUUAAAUUGUGUAUGCUUACAGUAGAAAACUACUUCUUUACAAUACCAUAGAGCAGACAUAAAUAUUGCUGUAAAUGCUCAUGUAAAUAUAUGUAUUUCUUCAUAUCAAUUGUUUUUUUACACAACAUUUAACAGAUGGUAUUCUACCUUUACCUGUUUGUACAUUAAAGGGUAAAUAUUUGAUAAAGGUGUACAUAAUAUUUUAUACAAAUAUUGACAUGGCAUAAAACAGCAACAAGAUGCCUAUUCUUGGUGAAACAAAUUACUAUGUUUAUGUAAACCCUGUAUGUUUAGUUGUAUGUACAUUUUCAAUGGUAAAGGCAGUUAGACAUUCUUGCUUCAUGUGAUUUAACUCGUGGUGCGACCCUUGAAUCUUGAUAAAGUAUUUGGCCCUUCCCCCAUAAGACUUCAAUAAUACGGUACCAGUAAUGUAUCUUGCAAGUUUCUUCAUAAAUAGAGAAUUUGCAUACUGCUUAAAUUAUCAUGCUUGCCAAUAUGUUGUAUUUAAUUUCUUAAUCUCGUAAGUUCAGGACCUAACCUGCAAUAAAAGCUACAAAAUGAAGCAGCUAUUUCAUAUUGCUUUUGUAUUCUAUUGAUAAAAAGACGAUAUGUUUUGUGUAUAUUUAUUUUGGUUGCAUAAAAUAUGUACUAAAAUUUAUGAUCUAUGUUCUGCUCACUUAAUAUAUUUUUUAGUUGCUGUUUUUUUUAUCUUCACAUAUUGAUCUAUGUUGUUUCAAUAACUUACAUGAAGUAAAUUAUUUCACUAAAAGACUUUGUAUGUCAUUUUAUGGUAACGGGAUUGUUGAAGCAGUCCAUUUCCACAAGGUCAGCUCAAUUAGUGCCACGACAUUUGGAGUACACACGCUGACGUUAGAAGGAUCAUCUCACAAGUAUCAGAUGAACACUGAUAGUUUGUUUUAGCUUGUGUGUGCCACAGAUGUCAUACAAAGAUAAUACGAAUUCAAAACCUCUGUUACAUCUGUCAUGAAUCCAGUAUUUUGACCGUUAUCACACAAUAAUUUCUUCAGACUUUCAACAGUAGUUCUCUAAACUAUCAACUAUCCAUAAUUAGUUGUGCAACUAAUAGCGUCUUGCUCCCAACUUAUGCGCAUGUGUGAGGUCGGAAAAUCUCACUUCUUUCUUGUGUGUGCUGGUAUCAACAUUCCGAGUUUGUCACAGCAAAUUAUUUAAUUGUAUCUUCAGUUUGAAAUAGCCUAGUCGUUAAUAUCCUGUGAUACAGCUGAAGAGGAUUGUUAAUUGUUUACCUCAGACACAUAAGAAGGAUCAUCUAAAAAAUACUAGUGGACACUGAAAGUUAUAGCAAGUGUGUACUACAGAUGUAGCAUAUCAAGACACCUUCCCUGAAAUCUAAAUAAGGAACAAAAGCAACAAAGACUAUUGUGACAUACUUUUAUUAACUUGAUAAAUAAAUUUUGAUCAUGUGUCUAGAACGUGAAUCAUUUCAAAACUUUAUUAACAAUGUAAAAUGUAAGUACAUUCAACUAAAAAAGCCAAAACAAAAAAUCAACACGACUGAAAACAAUCUUACAUAUACAAAAAAGUGUAGACAAACCAAAUUUGAAGACAUCACAAAUAUGAGUGCAACUUCAAUAUGUAUAAAAACAAUGGAAUAAACUUGUAAAAUGUAUAUACAUCUAAAUCUCCACACAGUAACAAAAACAAAUUCCAGUGUGUAGUGGAAGAAGUUUUCAAGAAGAAAAAUAAGUUGCUUGUGCACACAAGAAAUCUGGCAAAAUGUCCACGUUAGUGUUCUAUGAGAUCAUCAACAAUAGAUUAAAUACAUGGUGGUCACUAGACAAAGUUGUGCUUUUUUCUGAAACAACACUGUGACUGCUAAGUUUGACUAGAAACCCACAAUAUGAUCAUGGUAUUAUGCUCCAAGUCAAAGGACGAGGUGCAAUAAGGGCCCUCUCUGGCCCCCUGGAAAUGGAAAAUGGUGAAGUCGUUGAAAAGUCUUUUUACAUUCACUUGCAAAUAUUGGACAUGGUGAUAUGCACAAG
This is a messenger RNA of Haliotis rufescens (red abalone), 3365 nucleotides long. RefSeq names its product palmitoyl-protein thioesterase 1-like. Gene Ontology annotation, biological process: protein depalmitoylation; receptor-mediated endocytosis. Gene Ontology annotation, molecular function: palmitoyl-(protein) hydrolase activity. Gene Ontology annotation, cellular component: lysosome. The record is from RefSeq and is a predicted model, not a curated record. Lineage: Eukaryota; Metazoa; Mollusca; Gastropoda; Lepetellida; Haliotidae. The transcript has 10 exons. The coding region runs from base 61 to 960 and encodes 299 amino acids.